CUUGCCCCCAGCUGUGGAACCACUCCUCGUCGUCUGUGGGUCUUGUACACAUGUCUAACUACAAUUACGAUUAUAUCAUCAAGUAUGUCAUUAUCGGAGAUACUGGUGUAGGAAAGUCAUGUCUUUUGCUGCAGUUCACCGACAAGCGAUUUCAACCUGCACACGACUUAACCAUUGGUGUUGAAUUUGGAACUCGUUUUGUCACUGUCGAUGGAAAACAAAUCAAAUUACAGAUUUGGGAUACCGCGGGCCAAGAGUCGUUUCGUAGUAUAACAAGGAGUUACUAUAGAGGUGCUGCUGGUGCUUUGUUGGUUUUUGAUAUCACUAGACGAGAAACGUUCGAUCAUCUUGUAACGUGGCUGGAAGAUGUUCGUAAACAUGCCAAUCCCAAUACAUCCAUCAUGGUUUUGGGCAACAAGAGCGACUUGGAAAGCAAGAGACAAGUUACACGUGAGGAAGCCGAGCGAUUUGCUGGAGAGAAUGAUCUUUUUUACUUGGAAACUUCAGCAAAGGCUGCGAAUAAUGUGGAAGAGGCCUUUGUAAAGACCACUGAAGACAUCUAUAACAAGAUCAAGACUGGAGUGUUCGACGUUUCAAAUCAGUCCAACGGUGUUAAGCUCGGCCCACUUCAGGGAGGCUCAUCAUUACCUGCAACCGGAUCUGCUGGUGGCGGUGGUGGUUGUUGCUAAAGUUUGACCCUCUUCUUCAUACUGCAAGCACAGCCGAUGUACAACUAACAACAAGAAUGAAACAGAAUGAUACUUAAUUAUUGACUUGUUUUUGUUGCUUAUAAUUUCUGUCUGUAGACAUCGUUUUAUUUCUAUCCCAUUGUAAUUCCACAGUAAUACUACGUUUCUCUU
Umbelopsis ramanniana AG is the source of this 860-nucleotide messenger RNA. RefSeq lists its product as uncharacterized. Lineage: Eukaryota; Fungi; Mucoromycota; Umbelopsidomycetes; Umbelopsidales; Umbelopsidaceae. The record is from RefSeq and is a predicted model, not a curated record. The transcript has 10 exons. Bases 51 to 689 code for a protein of 212 amino acids. Gene Ontology annotation, molecular function: GTPase activity; GTP binding. Gene Ontology annotation, cellular component: Golgi apparatus.